AUGCCUGAAAGACCAACGCGGCCAUCAACUGCUAGUCGUCAACGUCGACGUGUGAAUCGUCGUCGAAGCUUGAGUUUUGACCAAAAGGAUAAAUUCAGUCAUCCUCCACCUGCGUCAACUAAUGUCACUCUCACAGCCGUCGACUUAUGUUCCACAGGGCAGAAACUAAGUGAUCUCAAACAACAUAUUGAAGAACAAAAGAAGAAUGUGAAGGUACUUCACAUUUUUAUCGCCAACUACAUUUAUUUUUUAUGUGAUUCGAUUACAUUUCAGUCUCCUGAUCUGCUUGAGCCUCUGGUAUUGUGUCAACUGUACAGUUCACUGGAAUAUGGUGAAUUAUCUGUAGAAAAUGCCAUUGCAUAUGUAGAAUUAGCAUUUUUUUAUCUCAACCAGAAACGUCUUAUACCUCAAGCAAAAACUCACGCAUUAUCAUCUCGAAAUAUUAUUGAUCGUCUCCAGUUAUACCUAUCGGAUAAUCUGAACCAAAAUUUACUCGGUUAUCGAACGUAUUUGUUACUUGCAAAAUGUUCUUUAUUAUCGCUGACGUCGUUAACACAAAACGGAAAAAAGGAUAAAUAUUUAUCAUCAAUUGACACAACACACAUUGAACACGAUCUUCAGCUCUCAGAAAACUACUUAAAACAUACAGAAAAAUUAAUGGACAUCAAACACUAUGAUCAACACCAACUAGAUUUGAUGCUAAUUAAAUUUCGGGCGUUAUUAAACAAUACAAUAAAAAUGUCGACGGAUAUUCACGAAACGGCUGAAGAAAUAAUCGAAUUAUAUAAAAAACACUAUGAACAAAAUGACGAUGUUCGCAUAAAAAAAACGAUUAAACUGUAUCAAGAUUGUGGUUUGUAUGAAGUGGGUCGGGGUGAAUCGAAACAAGCAAUUGAUUAUUACAGAAAAGCAUUAAAACUGGCGGAAGAGAAUGAGGAAAAAACACCAUCUGAUAUCCAUCGACUUCAAAUAGCAAAUGCCUUGUUCUUAUUGGCUAAAACUGAAUUACGUAUUAACGAGCGAACGUCUCUAACAGAAGAAAAUUUGAAACGGUCAUUGGAUAUCUACAAAGAAUUGGAGGGCGAUACAAGCAAAAAUGUGCUGAAAGUUAUCGAUGAAUUGGCAACAUUUUAUAUAAAAGAUGAUCAAGAUGAGGAAGCAUUAGAAAUACUUUGUAAUUCAUUACAAAAUAAAAUCGAUUUCUAUGGAGAUUUUUCAGAAGAAGUUAUUCAGACACAAUCCCGCAUUGGUGCACUCUACUUGAAACAGCUUGAUAGUCUGAGUGCAGCUGAACGUUUUAAAGCAUGCUUUGAUAUUCAAGAAUUUUUGUAUGGUAGCAAAGAUCCAAGAACGUGUAAGACAAAAGAAACACUUGACAUGUUGAAAAAAGAUCCAACCACAGCUCGUGCUUUUUUCUCAUAUAAGCGCGAUGGUGUUUUACAAGAGCGACCACCAUUUCAAUCAUUUCAUCGUAUAUCACAUGCUAAAGAUGAUUUAAAAUUAUUUCAAAAGGUAAAACAUAAAUCAACAACUUUGAAAAAUUAA
Messenger RNA from Didymodactylos carnosus, 1545 nucleotides. Lineage: Eukaryota; Metazoa; Rotifera; Eurotatoria; Philodinida; Philodinidae. The record is from the annotation of a GenBank genome assembly.